Molecule: messenger RNA, 10272 nt
Organism: Ceratina calcarata
Lineage: Eukaryota; Metazoa; Arthropoda; Insecta; Hymenoptera; Apidae
Product: sex determination protein fruitless
Exons: 5
Coding region: 559-1641 (360 amino acids)
Biological process (GO): regulation of transcription by RNA polymerase II
Cellular component (GO): nucleus
Molecular function (GO): DNA binding; protein binding
Source: RefSeq, a predicted model, not a curated record
AAUCAUCGGGACGAUAAACAAACUCGGGUCGUUAGUGUAUACGGUGCGUUAGUUAGCUGGCGCUGGUUUUAGGUAAAUAAAGCCGCGUGUGAAGCGUGUUUGAAUGGUUAGAAAUCGAGCAUCAACAAAUCGAGUAUUCGCGAGAAGGCUCGUGGCUAGACGAGCACGGUCGACAAUGGCGCCCAAGCCUCGCGAAUAUUGACAUUGCCGAAAACAUUAUCUUCGAAUACAGGGUAUCAUCAUAUCCACGGGUGACAGAUACUGCGUCGCAAUUAAUACUCUAACCUUCUUUUAAUUUGCGAGACGUUUGACGAAGUGAAAUCGCGUGGGAAGUAAAUUUAUUGGUCGUCGAGGUUAUGCGAAAAAAUGUUUUCGGCACGUAUAGUAGCGACGCGUGAACCCUGAAGGGUUUUACAGUUAUACUGCAAUGUGGCACAUUUGCAGAAGCACGGAGGAAGUUGUGUGGGUCUAGAGUAGCGAUAUAAUCUCCGAGGAGAUAUCGUCAGGCCGAUAUAGGAGAGUGUGCGUGAAGAAGGGUCGGGAUUGGAGAUAGACAAGAUGGACCAACAGUAUUGCCUACGGUGGAACAACCAUCCAGCCAACCUCACAGAUGUUCUCAGCUCCUUGCUUGCCAGAGAGGCACUCUGCGACGUAACCCUGGCAUGUGUUGGAGAGACAUUCAAGGCACACCAGACGAUACUCUCUGCAUGCAGUCCAUAUUUUGAGACCAUUUUCCUUCAAAAUACCCAUCCUCAUCCAAUUAUAUUCCUGAAGGAUGUCAAUGACUCGGAAAUGAAGGCUUUACUGCACUUUAUGUAUAAGGGAGAAGUUAACGUUAGUCAGCAUCUGUUGCCGAUGUUCCUUAAGACAGCUGAGGCACUACAGAUUAGAGGCCUCACUGAUAAUAGUGUAAAUAACAAGGCAGAAGAGAAAAGUCCAUCACCAGAACCAGAAACACAAACUGGUAUUAGGCACACUGAAUCGCCUAACCUUCAGCCUCUUGCUGAAAAGAGGAAACGAAAAUCAUCUGGCAGCUAUGACGUUUCCCUUAGUGGUCCACCCAGUGAACGGUUCAUGUCAGACUCUCAGGCAUCAUCACAAUGUAGUUACAAGUCAAGUCCUCCUGUUAUUCCAAAGUCAAACAAUACUAUGGGAGGUGACAUGGAAGAUGGUGGUCGACCUAUGUCCCCUGCAUCACAACCGCAGCCUUCUAUCAAACAAGAGUUAGAUCAUCACUUACCCGACUUCCAUGACAAUAUUUCACUUCCGGGUCAUCCAGUUGGACUGCUAGGAGAGGAAGGAUCAACAACAGGCACGUUAAGUGAUGGCGUGUCAGGAAUUGAAUCGUCCGAACACCAUAAUCCUCCAGAAAUGCUCGACGGACUUGAUGGUACGAUGCCGAGCGUGCCAGUCGGUCUUUCUUAUCACGAGAUGUUCGCCGUGUCGCUCGGCUCGCCGGCGUUGUGGAGAUGCCGUGCCUGCGGUAAGCAGGUGACCAACCGCUGGCACCACUUCCACAUACACACCGCCCAACGGUCCCUCUGCCCGUACUGCCCGGCCACGUACAGCAGGAUCGACACCCUCCGCUCGCACAUACGUUCCAAGCACAGGGAGAUAGCGUUUGCGAAGGGCUCGUUGUAGAGCACGCUGAUUACCCCGCGGAGGAAGCGGCCACCGCCACUUCCACCACCCCGUCUGUUCGAAAAUAGGCCUAUCGCGCCUUUCUUUGGAUUCGGUAUGCUACCCUGACCGAGCCUAGACGCUCGGUAUCGGGCCCCUGUCUACGAGGAGAAUACUUAAAAUCAUUUUAAUUAAUCUUCCAAGCACGUUCUCGAUGUUACAUUUCUUUGACAAUGGUUCCUUUUUCUUUUUAACAUUUCUGAUACGAUAGACGCAUGCAACUACUUUCGUACAACGCGAUGGAUCGUCAUCACAUACAAUUGUAUCAAUUUUUUCUAUGUGACCGUAUAAAUGAUGGUACGGCAAAUUAUAAUUAUUCUACGUACAGACACAACGAUACACGUAAUACUAUUAUUGUUUAACUUGCCGUGAAGAUUCGCAAGGGAUUCACUCGAGAGGUUUUUAAAGUUUUCAAUACUUCGACGUGCACUGGAUCUCGUGGGCGCAUUCGAGGCACGCAAGUACAAAUACGAUAGCGUUAGAGUUGCACGAGUUGCGGGACGGAUGAGAGAUUUUCGCGUGAGGGUGAGUGAUUCAUGCUACUACAAGGAUUCUCGCGUUUCGAGACUUCGAAGCUAACGGCGUGAGAGAUGCUUACAAGGAGGCUUGAAACGUCGGGGUCGUCGAGUGGUUGUCGUAUAGCAGUAUUCGAGUACCAAAUUUAUACUAGUUAACGUUUAGUUUUGUAACGUAGCUGUUGAUGGGACGAAGUGUAAUGUACAUUUGGAGAAUAGAUAUCUUUGAUCGGAUUAGAAGUUUCCCAAAAUAAUCGGGUACGCCGUCUUCUAAUAGAACUCUACAGAUGUAAGUUCGAGAUUUGGCGUCAUCUUGUUUUCAACGUCUUAUUGACAGUGAUAUUACCAUAUUGUUGAUAUUAUUAACUAAACGUUUUCGCACGAAAACAAAACUAAGUACCUGAUUCUUCUAAGUGAGAUUCUUCCAAGUUUAAAUUGUACUUCAUCCUACAACUACAUAAGUCUUUGCUAUUUAUUAUUUCUCCACUUAAAGUUCCACGAGGUAAUCCAGUGAUACAGAACUCUUGAUAAUUCUCGAGAAUUUUGACUUCGAAGCAUUUAAAAUACAACUUCUUGAGAAACUGCAUCGAGCCAGUGCUCUCUACUCGCAGAGUUCCUUGAGAGGCUCUAACCCCUUGACAUUGAAACCUCGAGAAUCAAACGUCGAAAAUCAAAGUUUUUCAGUCGAUCGCGCCAUUCGAGGCUUGGAAGUAGAAUCAAAUAGGUCUGAAUACCAGAUUUUCAAUGAAAGGACAGGGGGUCGUGUUUGUAUAUCAGAUUUUUCUCUCGAGACAGUGGGACUCGUGCUAGGGUCAGUUUCCCGCGAAAGGAAAGACGGUCCGCGGGGUAAAUGCACGCAACGAACGGCCUCUGAUUAAGCGUCGCGUCUCACGCGUUUCGCACAACACACUUCUUCGAUCGCCGUCGCGAAAAGACCGAAAGAAGAGGAGACUGAAUUUCAGUGAAAAACGAAGAGUAAGUAAGUUGAUAAACAGCCGGAAAGAGGGAAAGAGGAGAGACGGAAAAAGUGAAGGAGAAGAAUAUAUGGUGCUAGUGUAACGCUGGCACGGAGUCCGAAUUUUGCGAGGACAAUCGAUCGAUAGUAGCGUUUCGAGACGGUCUCCUCUAGAAGAAAAACCGGUGCGGCAUCGUUACCGAUUCCUGGAUGCUAUCGAUUGUACCUCUUGUGUAAACGAUCGUACAAAGCGCUAGACACCGAAACUCGCUAGGAUUCGUGUAUGUAAAUAGUAACGAAGUUUCUGUAGACAGGCUCGUUCGGACACACGCCGUUCAGCGUGGCCGCACGUAGAACGACCACGGGUUCCCGUGAGUCACCAAUCUUUUCUGUCGUCCCACGAUCUCCCCGCAGCAGCCUCGUUCAUUUCUCUAUUCCUCCUUACGUCGUCCUUCAGGAUCUCUCACCGACUCCUCGGUCAUCUUCGAGUCUUGAGAAUGAAUUCGCUUUCGGGGGCUGCGUUUCGUAAAGAAGGGAGGAGGGAAGCGAAGAAAGCGCGACGAUUCGCGGCGGGAGUACCGGGAAGUCCGGCGAGCUCGAAAACUAUAAAACGGUCUAAUACUUUAUGCAAUGGAAGGCUGAAACACGCGCUGUGAUUAUUGAACACCGAAAAACUCAAAGGGUACUACGAAUCGUAACCGCGGUCCGUAUAAUCGUUGUUACGUGUAUCUUAAUCGUUGUUCGUUUCGUUUUUGGGCCAAGCACGACGCGACGCGACGGCCCGGUCGUUUAAUCGAACCGCGAGCAAAUUUCGCUAGAGAAGAGGAGUUGUCUGUAUUAACUGUCAACAGUAUUUACGUACGUGUGUGCGAUGUCCAUGUGGAAAAUGAGAGAAACGGAGCUGUAAAUAUGAUAAACUCGGAGGGGGCCGGCCACGUUAGAGGCGACGAUCGAUCUCCGGUCCGCGGAUUUAUUUUGCGGCGAACUCCGAAAACAAUUUCGACGGUUCGGUCAGGUUCGACCUCAGACCAUCGCCGCCGCCCUCUCCACCGAUACGUGUAAUUACAUUUCUCUUUGGACCAAUACUCUUCGUCUAUUAAAAUAAUCGUUGUCGAGGCUCGUUAAAAGUACCUAAUUGAUGAAAAAAUGAAAAAAAUCUACACACACAAAGUCUCUCGUCGGUAUUAUAAGGAUAUUCGCGCAUGUGGUUCCUAAGUUAACUCGUGGAGGGUCGAGCUAUACUCGAGUCAAGUCAGCGUGGAAAUUUAUGUAAUACCGUAUAGGGCCGGUAAAUUUAAGCUUAUAUUCUUUCGCGUGUUACCAAUGGUGUGGGAGUUCCGAAAUCGGCAUCUACGCGUCGUGUAGCGUCGGAAUGCAAACGCAUCGCAUCGCUUCAUCGACGUUUCUAGUGGCGUUCGGAGCGGAAGUCGAAAACCUCCUCUGCACCUAGCGUAUUCACAUUGUCAUUUGUACCCAGAUUAUUUUUUCCAAAUCGUGCGAAAUUAUCCUUGAUAAUUAUUUUGAAUAGGCAAAAAGUAGCAAAGUGGAAAUACGCAAUGCUUUCGCUUCGAGGUCCAGGAUUAGCGCUCGACUCAGAGAGAGAGAGAGAGAGAGAGAGAGAGAGAGAGAGAGAGAGAGAGAGAGAGAGAGAGAGAGUUCCCUGCUCGAUGACGCGGCCAGCUGAUCGAGAUAUCGUCCAGAGUCCUGUAUUUUACAAUCACUGUAAAUAAAAAAAUGAAGGAAAAAAAGAAAAAUAUACUCGUGAUCGAGACAAGCUGUCACGCUGGUGACAAAAAUGGAAUCCCGUGUGUGACGCGGCCGUUCGAUCAGUGUGAACGCGUUCAUCGAGUGGAACACCUGCACACGACCAAAAUGGAAGUAGAAUAUAUGUACACGUACAUUCAACAAGCACACAGACACGACACACACAGGAUACACGUUACCUAUAACGCAUAAAUAUAAAUAUGGAUCUAUAUAUAGAUAGAUAGGUAGAUAGAUACGUGUACACAUCCACGUGUCGACGGCCUGGCGUGGCAGAAAUCGCGCGGGUUCCAGCAACGCUGUUUAACUUCGACCGACUUGGUAUCGGCGACGACUCUAGAGAUCGAUAUCACGGUGGCAAGGUGUCGGGAAGUAAAUAUCGUCCGAGAAACUACCGAUAGACGGAUAACCAGGGACUUACACAAACCGAGUGAAGUCUGAGUCUGUUUCUAAAUAGUACAUGCUCAUUGCAUUGAUCUGUGAAAGAGUUUAUACGCUUAUCAUAGACUUUUUUUGUUACAUACGUCUGGGAAAAUUCUAGUGACGCUAAGAAACUACGAGAUAAUUUUAAAUAUUCAUGAUAACCAUGUUGAAUAAUUUCAGACUGUUUCGACGUCUGUCUUGUUUUUAUGGAAAGGCGACUGUCUCAUAAUAUUUAUGCUAGAGCUUUCCGGAUUAAAGUGGAGCUAUUGAAAUCAAAUAUUGAUAUUGGUGUAUGUUAUUAGCAGAUUGCGAGUUAUGUAAUUUCGUGUUGACACGAAGUAAUAUUUCGAUGAUAUGUUUUCUAAUUUUUCGAUGCAUCGAAAAGCAUUGAAAUCGGGUUUUAAAUACACCAAAUACUUAUUGGAACGAAACGAAAAUAGUUAUACCAGUUUUAUUAACAAAACUACGCGACUAAGAAACAAAUUAUUUUCGAAUGCACGUUUAUUAAGAGUCUCGUUUCGUUAGCGUACACGAGCGUGGGAAUCUCUAAAGUUUGCCUUCAGCUUUCUUCCUGCUUAAAAUGAGGCUAAUGGACAUUAAUACUGAUAUCAAUAUUAGACAAUUAAGUGAGCUUUUAAUAUAAUACCGAAGUGAAGAAGUCUUGUUUCAUAUCAUUAUAUUUUACAGUAAAAUGCAAUAGCAUAACCCGACGAAUUCAAUACAUAAUAAGGCUUAAAAUUAUUGUGUUCGGGAUAUGUACCUUACGUCCAAGAAAAAGUAUAUACUUGUAAACUUUAGGGGUCGACGGAUGAAGGAAUUCUACUUUAUUACGAGCAAUUCAUUAGGGGCGCAUUCAUAAAGCCAAUUUACCUUUAUUCACCCCAAUGCAAUGAAAGAAGUUACUUUGUCCCCUCAAAUGAGACUAUUUUAUUAUUAUCCCCAUUUUUUGUUGAAACUUUUCCCGGUAUUUAUUUAUUAAUGGACUCUUAUUAACAGAAUCCAAGAUGUUCACCGUAAAGAAAUCUCUUUCAUCCUCGCAAUGCUUCUUCGUUUCUUUGUUCCGGCUACAUAUUCAUCUAUCUUCAUUUUCUAUAAAGUCUUUUGUUGCUGGUUUCUCCGUCGAAUAGGCUUCGAAUCAAGAUUCCAUUAUUCCAAAAAAUGAAUUAUCCUCGGAUUGUUGCCUCACCAAUUCUUUUCUUCUGAUAUUCUGAUCAUGCAAAUUAAUUAAACCGUUUGAUGUAGGGGAUAAAAGAAUCUUCGAUGAUAUAAAAGCUAAUAAUUCCAUUGUUUGGAAGCUUCAUUCCUUUUUCUCGAUAUUGCGCAAGAAAUAGUAUCGCAUCUGUCAAUUAAAGAGUGACAUUUAAUCGAUUUUCUCGCCAGAACCGAAGAACAAAGAAAGGUCCAACGUCAUGUUCCUUUCAUGACCUGGACGCGAUAACGAAACAGUGUGGCCAGAACUUUCCGACCACUCUUAAAUAUAUCAAAAUGUUAAAUGGCGCGAAGUUUCGCGUUGCCAGGAAUGAUACAUUAUCAUUAUUAUGUCCAAGCGAAUUUAAUAACUUACAAUUUAACAGUCCCUGAGUAUCUUAAUUUCUUACAUUCUCGGACGAGAAAUCAAAUGAAUUUCUUUCGAUAUCGUUCAAUCGAUGAUUUUUGUUCUUCUGCGCUUGAUAUUUUCCGGUAGGAAAUGAACCAGUGAUUUUUGUACUCAGUGUCGCAAUUUCUUCUUUAAUUACUGUGAAUAUAUUUCUUCGAUAAUGAACAAUUAAAUUAUUAUUUGAAAUUUAUCUUAGGAUGUAUUAGGAAGGAUACAUAUGCAUGAGUAGUCUGGAUAUAUACAAUCAGAUUUUUUCUACAUGUUAAGUAAUAUUCAUAAAGUAUUAUUAAGAGUAUUGAUUAAUAGUUUAUGUUUAUGUUAAGGUACGAGGCAAUUUUUCGUACCUCAAGAACGCACAAUUUAAUUUUAAUUUAAUGCUAGAUCUUUACAAACUUUGUUCAUUGUAGAUAUGGAAUUAAUCUAUACCAGAGAGACGUUAAUCAAACAAAGGUGAAAUCAAAAUUAAUGUACAAAUUGCUAAUUUUUGACACGUUUUCCCUCGAACGUGGGAAUUGGUGUGUUAUUUCAAUUUGAAAUUGUUCAUUUUUCUAGUGGAGAGGUUUAGUAGUAUCGACAUCAGGCGUAUUUUGAUUUUCACCAUGGAACGCUAUAACAGAAUUUCGUACUCGUGGUGCACAUGUGACAGGUGCUUUUAGAGAUUCGACGAGUCAGUAUGUAUUUGUAAUACAUUACAUAUAGAAACGUUUUCCAUCGACAUAUCAACGUCUAUGGCUCAGCUACUGUGGCAUCCGUGAACUACUUUAACGCACACUUACAGAACUUCGAUGUACUUAACGUCGUCGAAACGAGUUUUAUUUUUCGUCAAGAAAUAUAGAAUAAUUUUUAAAACAUUUAUUGUAUCUACUAGUAGAUAUUUAAGAAAAAUGACCUAUUUUUUUAAUGAUUUACACUAGAUUUUACUUACGCGUUCAAAUGAUGUGAUCCCAUCCGAACUUUGAUUUAUCGUGUCUCGAAUCAUUGUGAUAAAAUAUUUUACGAACCAGUCAGAAAAAAAUGUUUAUGAGACUUAUAGACCAUGCUUAAUCGAGUGCAAUAUAUACUUGUUUUAAAUGAACAUUAUUUUACUUCUUGUUAAACUUCAUGUUUCACGUUUACUGUCGAAUAUAAGAAGACGGAAAACACAAAGAAAAAGUUUUCGUGAAGGUUACGAGCUGACAACGUGCAAAACAUUUAGGGUCUCAUAAAUCAAGUUCUGCCCCUAGCGCUGAUCUGACCAGACUUCACCUUUUUUUUAAGACUCAUCGGCGUUGCAUUUUAUCCCGUUUCUUUACGGCGCGCCCUUACGACGCCUUCUCCUGAUUCCUUUGCGGAUUUAGCAUCAGCACCUUUGCUUUCAACAAUACCUUACUUAAAUAUUCUGGCCUGUACAUAUCCAUAAAUCUAUAGAUUUUGUAACAGAUGACUGGAGAGAUGACUUUACACAUUCUCAGGUGUAAUAGCUUCCCUUCCUAUGAAUGAUAUUCUGUUAUUUCAGAUUCAUUUUAUGUCUCAUGAAAUACACUAUCAGGCACCAUUAUGUAUAUAACAUAUAUAUAUGUAGGUAUAUUUUUUCUUUUAUAAUGAAUGAUCUAGAUUCUAGGUAAAUGCUAUUCCUUUUUGAAUUGUUGAAACCAAGAAUAAUGGACUACCGCUGAUAGAAGCUUUACCAUAUUUCAAUUCGUUUUAGCGGCCCGUACUAUUAGUCUGUUAAGUUCGCAAACGUGCUACCAGUAAGCCAAAUACUCUGACAGAGAUAGUAUAUUUGAAGCAAAGCUGAAAAAUUGAGAAUUCGAUUUUAUCAGCUUCUCAAUUAAUUGUUAAGGAUAUGAUUUCUGGUAAAGGAAAUGAAAAAGCGACACCCGCGCGAUUAGAAGCAACGAAGUGGGAGUUAAUUUUAUGAAAUUUCUCACGACAGGCCGUCGUCAUUCGACCGAAUUAUUGCCCUCGAUACCAAAUGUUCCUUAAGUUGUUUCGUGAAUACUUUCUUGUAAAUAAUAACCGUGAACUGUAAAGCGUAUGCGAUUCUCCUGGAGGCACACGUUGCGACGCAGCGCGAAGGCAUACGAAUGCGAGUGUGCAUGUAUAUGCGUGCGGGUGCGAGAAUGGAAAAAAGAGAAGAAAUGUGAGUGAGCGAGAUUGAAUUAUAAAAAAUUGUGAUAAUGUGUCCGGAGAACAGAAGUCGGGUCUGCUGCUCCCGCGAGAAAUCAGAUCUCGCGGUGUCCUGCUCAUUGUCGUCCGCUGAUAAAUUGCGAAUUCUAAGAGGCCCACGUGCGAACGGAUUCGAUUCUCGAACUCGCGGAUCCGACACGUUCUCGUCGCGACAGCAAAAAGGCCGGGAAAAUUUCAUUGCACCACAACUCUAUGUAAUUGUAUAAAUAUCAUCGGUAUCAGAAGUGUCAAUAUCUCGUGUUUCUCGAUGGUACUUAAGAUAAAUCCGCGGCCCACUCGGGCUGUUGGCUGUUUGUUGAUAAUACAUACUUCCGUAAGAUCCGGGGGUUGAUGUCUGCGCAAACCGCGAACUCCGCUAUCCGAAACGAUUUCAGAAAUGAAUCCCAUUUCGAAGUAAACUCCGACUACAUACGAUAGUGCAAUUCAUUUUACUUUGAAAUUAAACAUUUUUGUUAGAUCUUUACAAUUUUUAAAUCCAGCAGUAUUGAAUAUUUGAUGCGUCAACAAGACUUAGAAAUAUUUGUCGUUUUAAUAUCUUACAGCAUUUAGAUACUUGUAGUGACUUUCUAUGAAGUAGAGUAUUUUUUUUACAGUAGAGCAAUAUUCAUAUUGAGAAGCUUUCAAUUUUUAAUUGAUUUCCCUAGUCAUUUAUGUUAUACAUCUAUUUUUAUCUGCACUAUCAGUAUAUUACUUAUCCUUUACUUAUUCAUCAUCGAUUUAUUUAAUGACACGAAAGACAGAACAAGGAAUUUAGUAAAAUGAAGUGACGCGAGCUCGCGGAUCUGUCGCGAGCAAUUUCGACCCCCGGUGAAAUCGUACUUUUCUCGUGGCACGUUCCUUCCUUUUUUGGCCCGACCUGCGACACGAGCCGAAAACAAAAACAAACAAACAAAUGAACUUUUUUGUACAUAAAUCCCCGCGUUUCGCGGCCACCACGACCCGGAACAGGUAAAGAGAGAAAACGAUAGUUAGAAAUAAAAAGGCGCUCCGCGUGGUCGCAAGUCCUGGGCCGACCUUGCGUAUAAACCGAUUGCUCGUUUAUAUGCGAUGUAUUUUUGUGAACAGUAUUGAAAGUGCUGCUACAGCUGUACAGUCGUCAUAUGGUGAAUAUAUUAUGAUGUACCUAUAAUGUACAUAGAUAUAUUUAAUUAAAGUGACUAUGAAUUUGUGUA